This is a messenger RNA of Sphenostylis stenocarpa, 594 nucleotides long. The record is from the annotation of a GenBank genome assembly. Lineage: Eukaryota; Viridiplantae; Streptophyta; Magnoliopsida; Fabales; Fabaceae.
AUGUAUUUGGAUUUACAGCACCAAUUUUCAGACAAGGUCGCAGCUACUGGAUAUUUUGUUGUGGCUCCUGAUUUCUUCAAUGGCGACCCUUUUGAUUCUGAUAAUGUGAACAGGCCCUUACCCGUUUGGAUACAAGACCAUGAACCGGAAAAAGGUUUUGAAGCUGCAAAACCUGUUAUUGAAGCCUUAAAACGUAAAGGUUUUUCUGCUGUGGGAGUUGCUGGUUUUUGUUGGGGCGGUAAGACCGCUGCUGAGCUUGGGAAAUUCAAGUAUGUUCAAACUAAUGUGUUAAUACAUCCAGCAUAUGUGGAAGUGGAUGACAUUCGUGGUAUGAAGACUCCGAUUGCUAUUCUUGGAGGUGAGAAUGAUACAAUUUCUCCUCCAGAGCUUAUACUAGAAUUUAAGCAAGUCCUACAGAAUGCUAUACCUAAGGUUGAUUAUUACGUAAAAAUAUUUCCGAACGUCUCACAUGGUUGGAGUUUGAGGUACGAUCCUAAUGAUCCAAAAGCUGCGGAGGCUGCAGACAAAGCUCAUAAAAUCAUGAUAUAUUGGUUUGAUAAACAUCUGAAGGAAGCUAUAAAUCUUAUCCUGUGA